Gigantopelta aegis is the source of this 2329-nucleotide messenger RNA. Its product is annotated as collagen alpha-1(XXVII) chain-like. Bases 129 to 1853 code for a protein of 574 amino acids. Gene Ontology annotation, molecular function: calcium ion binding. NCBI's taxonomy places the organism in Eukaryota, Metazoa, Mollusca, Gastropoda, Neomphalida, Peltospiridae. The transcript has 11 exons. The record is from RefSeq and is a predicted model, not a curated record.
AUGUUGUGAGCGCGCAUACCCAUGACACAGUUUGGAGUGAUUUGCUGCAGUGGUGUGUUUAAGGUACAAAAGUGCGAUCGAAAAUCGUCUCGUUUCCUUCACAGUGUAAGAAACUAAAGGACUUCCUGAUGAUGAUCUUCUUGUGUCCUCUUGUCUGGCUGCUGCUAAUGCCAGCUGCCAAAGCUGUCAGUGAAAUAAGGGGUAUUCCUCUAACUGAAGCUGUACGUGAUCCUACAGACACAAAUUCGAGAAAAAUAUUUCUCAUUGAUGGAAUUUCUCUACCAAGGGGCAAGGUCACAGAAUUCAGUGCUGCCAUAAAUUCUAUUUCGGGCGAAUCUGCACCAUUCCGCUUCCAGAUUUACAGAGCUGCCAAUAGUCAGAAUGAAGAAUAUCGCCUAGUUGGAGAAAAGAUUGUCCCAGCUCCAGUAGCAAACUUUCUGGGUAUUAUAAAGUAUAUAUUACCAAUUGGUGAGCAGAUAGGGACCGAGUUGGGGGACCGGCUUGGCUUGCUGAAUGAGGAGGACUACAUGUGUAUCCAGUGGAAGGCCGACAGUGCGGAGCAGUACCAAGUGAGGCUCGCCCAGUUCACUCAGCUGCCAGUGGUCAAUGAAACGAUCAACUUCCAGAAAAUUAUAUUUCCUCAGGCAUUAGGCAUUUCAGCACUAAUAGCACCACGUGACGUCAUUUCAUCAGGUGUGGUGAGUAUCACAGGUGUGCCAGGUAACCCAGGUGUGACAGGAGCUACUGGAGUUGCAGGUCCUCGGGGAGUGACAGGUCAGACUGGGCCACAGGGAUCCAAGGGUACCACAGGGCCUAAAGGGGACAGAGGAGUGAAGGGUGUGACUGGAAUUACAGGACCGAAGGGGCUGAAGGGUCAACAAGGCAGUGUUGGAAGCACUGGGCUACCUGGUCACAAGGGAGAACAGGGUCCUGCAGGGGUCACUGGUCCUGCUGGCCCUAAGGGUCUGAAGGGAGGUGUGGGGCUAUAUGGCCCUAGAGGACAGAAGGGUAAUCAAGGAUUGAAGGGAUCAAGUGGUCUGCCUGGUGUAACUGGACAGAUGGGCCCCAGGGGAGAUGCAGGGGUGACUGGAGUUCGGGGUCCAUUUGGAGCAACAGGUUUGCCUGGAGUGACCGGAUCAGGAGGUGGACAAGGUCCAGUGGGAAUGACCGGUCAUACAGGACCAUAUGGGAUGACCGGUCCCAUGGGACAAACAGGACCUCCAUUCACUGACCAGGAUGAGUGCUCUGGCAGCAGCCAUGGCUGUAACCACUACUGUGUGAACACACUGGGCAGCUACAGGUGCGAGUGUCUCGUGGGAUACCACCUCCUCGAUGACAACACAACUUGUGUGGACACUGAUGAAUGCACACAACACAAUGGCGGCUGUCAACACAUGUGCUACAACACUCUUGGCCUCUUUGAGUGUAGCUGUGACGCGGGAUACAAACUAGGACCGGACAGAAGGUCAUGUCUGGAUGUUAAUGAGUGUAAUGUGAACAACGGGGACUGCACUGAACAACAGAACUGUGUGAACACACAUGGCGGCAUGUACUGUAUCGUGAAGGGAAACCCUAUUGGGUCACAGUCGGCAGCUGUCGCGUCUGCCAAAGUUCAGUGUGAGACUGGCCUCGGUCUCGUGAGUCGCAACACCGUCAUUGGCUUCAUCGUCUGGCUCAUCCUUCUCACCCUCAUCAUCCUCGUCAUUCUCGUCUGUCUGUUCGUCCGCCGUGGCAAGAAGAGAGGAGACAAGUAUUACCGUGAUGACGCCAGUCGACACCAGUAUUCCGAAGGAGGCUGGGAAGACCGGUCACAGAAGAUGAGCUCCAGACUACCAGAUGUUCAUUAUUAUUGAUGUCCUUCUGUUGGCUAAAGAUAAAGAGGAAAAUUAUUUUCUAAGAUAAUUAACGUUUCAUUCCAUUGUGGGAUAUUAAAUAGUAAACUUCUGUUUUGAGAAAUUUUUUUUCACUUUCAGUUCUAGUACAGAAUUGAAUUAAAUAAGUAAAAUUGUUUUGGAAUAAUUAUUAACUUAUUUCUGUAAAGUAAAAUAUUAAAUUAAGGAAAUUAUAUUUUCACAUAAUCAUGGAACUUUUAGAGAACAUUGUCAACCUCAUAGCAUAACUGCCUAACUCAUUUUCAUUGCUUUUCAGAAAAAUGGAAAAAUUUAAUUUUAAACAAAUAGAAAUUAUUUUGAGACCAAAUGAAUUAAGCUAAUCAAAAUAUUUUUAUGACAUUUCUUUGUACAUGAUUGUAUUUAAAUAUUUGUAAUAGUGCUACAGUUUUUGUCUAUAGAUAUAUAUAUAUAUAUAUAUAUAUUUUUCUGAAAAUGUU